This is a messenger RNA of Bombus terrestris (buff-tailed bumblebee), 980 nucleotides long. RefSeq lists its product as uncharacterized. The annotation marks the transcript as partial. The record is from RefSeq and is a predicted model, not a curated record. Lineage: Eukaryota; Metazoa; Arthropoda; Insecta; Hymenoptera; Apidae. The transcript is spliced from 2 exons.
UCAGGCCAACUGUUAAUUACGGAACAUCGAACUCACGCAGCGUCGGAACGAGCAAACGAUUUAUGGUGUCAUCAGUGUGAUACAAUGGAAGAUGGAGAGAGAUGCGCCAAUCUGACCGGAAACUUCACCACUUUCGGGCACAAGUGCACUGGUGAUAAAAGGACCUGUAUGGUAAAGCGAUUUUCUUACACUACCAGCACCGGAGAUUCAAUGUCUAGUCCACAAACUUGGUCGGUGGAGAGAAAGUGUACUAACAAAUGCGACUCCGGAUGUAUAGUGGUCGGUGAACGAACAAAACUCUCCGCUUGCACCACUUGCUGCGAGAAAUCGUUUUGCAAUAUCGGUACCGGUGCUGCGAACGAUCUGACGAUAAGAGGGAUCGAUCUGUUUCUAGCUUUAGUAUUACAAAUUACAUUAACAAUUAUCAUGUAUCCGUCCUGACAUUGCAGACGAAGUAACACACGAUCGUGAAUCAUUUUAGUCGCCGAUGAGAAUAAUUGGUUCCAUUAACGCGUUUAUACGUACAUUGUAACAUACACUGUAAUAUUACACAACAACACGAUACAUAAGAUUUGUCGCAUUACCAAUGAAAAUGCUGUUUUCAUUUUAUAAAUGUGUACAUGGAGUUUCAUUCCUUAUGUGUUUCAUAAUAAUAUUACGAUGAAUAUUGAUUAAUAAGUCAAUAAAAUUACGACGAUAUCGAUAAUACGAAGCUCAGAAAUAAGAAAAUAAUAAUGAUGUUCUCGUUCUAAUGAUGUCGAUAAAUCAAAGAACAAUUGAUAAUAUAAAAAGGGGAUGUUCUUAAGAAUACGAUGCUCAUAAUUAUAAUAAUUACGAAUACAAUCAAAUCUACGAGAAUGAGAUUUAAAACACUGCUAAGUUAUUACUCGAUCGUUCAACGAACCAAUGUAAUUUAAAUUGUAAAUUUUAGAAAAAUUGUUAUAGCAAUACACUACCAAUAAAUUGUAUAAAGUAACAAA